Molecule: messenger RNA, 1728 nt
Organism: Cynara cardunculus var. scolymus (artichoke)
Lineage: Eukaryota; Viridiplantae; Streptophyta; Magnoliopsida; Asterales; Asteraceae
Product: receptor-like protein 6
Exons: 2
Coding region: 1-1728 (575 amino acids)
Molecular function (GO): protein binding
Source: RefSeq, a predicted model, not a curated record
AUGAACUGGAAAAAGAGCAUAGAUUGUUGUAUGUGGAAUGGAGUCACUUGUAGCCAAUACACGGGUGAUGUGAUCGCUCUUGACCUUCCCUGUGCCAUGCUACGAGGUACCAUCCACCCCAACUCCACCCUCUUCAGCCAUCCUCAUCUCCAAUCACUCAACCUUGCCUUCAAUGAUCUUACCGAUUCCCAACUUCCACAUAAAAUUGGCAUGCUCUCCAAUAGUCUUACCCAUCUCAACAUCUCUGAUUGUGGAUUCACAAGUCAAAUUCCUUCAGAAAUCUCACUUCUUCCUAAAUUGGUUUCUUUGGAUCUCUCUUGGAAUUUAGAUUUGAAGCUUGAACCUCAUGUUUUCUACAAUCUCCUCCACAACUCUACUUCAUUGGAAGAGCUUUUGCUUGACGAGGUUAAUAUCUCUUCAACUUUACCCACUUAUCUUAAUAUCUCUUCUUCUUCUAUGAAAUCACUCCAUCUUAGUGACACCCGUUUGCAAGGAAAAUUACCUGAUAACAUCUUCAAUCUUCCGUAUUUGGAAGAACUUGACUUGGGAUUUAACAUUAAUAUCACCGGCCAACUUCCCAAGGUUUACACAAACACUAACAUUCCUCUCAAGUUUUUGGAUCUCACAUACACCAACUUAUCAGGACAGAUACUCGACUCAAUCGGCCAUCUCAAGUCUUUGACUUACUUGAGUCUCUCAAACACCAACUUAUCAGGACAGAUACCCGACUCAAUCGGUCAUCUCAAGUCUUUGAAUACUUUAAUGCUUUAUCAUUGUAGUUUGAUGGGUCCUCUUCCCAAAUCCCAACUUAAUCUUAGGCACCUUACUACUCUAGAUUUAUCAUAUAACAAGCUUAAUGGAACGUUGCCUUCUUGGUUGUUUACUCUUCCCUCACUAGAAGCUAUCGCUCUCUCCAACAACAUGUUCAAGGGGAGCUUACCAACAGAAUUGUUCAACCAUCAAUCAUUAAAGAGAUUAUCCCUUGGUGCAAAUCAAUUUGAAGGCAUGAUAGAUGUGCUUGAUCAAGGAUCCAUUCAGCAAACAUUUCAUCAACUCCCGAACCUCACUUUGCUUGACCUCUCAAAGAAUAAAUUUAGAGGUGUGUGGGAGUUAGAUACUUUGUUAUCAAGGCUCGGGACCCUUGAAUAUCUCUAUCUCUCAUAUAGUGGUUUAUCUGUUGUGACCAAUAAUGCCAGUCGCUAUGUCAAUCCUAAUUUUAAAGCCUUGGAGUUAGCAUCUUGCAAGAUAAAGGUGUUUCCAGAGUCCUUACGGGCCAUGAGAAAACUUCAAUUUUUAGAUCUAUCGAGAAAUGAAAUCGAUGGCCACAUUAAGGAGCUAGGAGGAAAUGAACUGGUUUACUUGGAUCUCUCACAUAACAUCAUAACAGGGCCAUUCCCUCCAUCAAUUUGGAACAUGGACAAUCUUCGAUAUUUGAAUCUGUCYAAUAAUCGCUUUAGUGGAGUGAUUAAACCUGGAGAUAUGAAGUUCUCUCCUUCAGUUAUAGAUAUGGGGAACAAUAAUUUUAAUGGCACCAUUCCACAUGUAUGUGGUGGAGAAUUAACAGGGCUUAUUUUGAACAGAAAUCAAUUUGAAGGUAAGGUGCCAAGUUGCUUUUCCAAAUGCGCAUACUUAGAAGUGCUUGAUCUGGGAAACAACCGCUUAACUGGUGCAUUCCCUGACCAGUUAGGACGUCUUCCAACUCUGAAGGUUGGGAUGGAGCUAUGUUGA